Molecule: messenger RNA, 1194 nt
Organism: Striga hermonthica
Lineage: Eukaryota; Viridiplantae; Streptophyta; Magnoliopsida; Lamiales; Orobanchaceae
Source: the annotation of a GenBank genome assembly
AUGUCUUUCAAAAGCAUCGUGCGUGAGCUGAAGGAGAUGAAAGAUGGGAUUGGGAGCAUGUCCCGAAGAGGGUUUGAAGGAAAACACUGGCGAGGCAGGACAAGGUCGUUUGUAGCUCCUGAUGUGGCUCCCUGUGAGCCGAUCGAGCAAGGGCAGUGGGCGAAUUUGCCACCAGAGUUGCUUUUGGACAUAAUUCGAAGAGUGGAGGAAAGUGAGACGGCCUGGCCCGCCCGGACAGUGGUUGUCUUUUGCGCGUCAGUUUGUAGGUCUUGGAGGGAUAUUACCAAAGAAAUUGUUAAAACUCCCGAGGAGUGUGGGAGGCUCACGUUUCCCAUUUCUUUAAAGCAGCCUGGGCCUCGGAAUGCUCCUAUCCAGUGCUUUAUCAAGAGGGAUAGGGCAACCUCUACAUACCGCCUGUACUUUGGACUCGUUCCAUCCGAGGACGAGAACGACAAACUAUUACUUGCCGCCAAGCGCAUCAGAAGGCCGACAAGCACCGAUUUUAUCAUUUCUCUGGUUGCUGACGACUUCUCUCGAGCCAGCAACACUUUUGUUGGAAAACUCAGGUCUAAUUUCCUAGGGACCAAGUUCACCAUAUACGACAGCCAGCCCCCGAAUGCCGAUUCGGCAGCCGCCUUCCGCCAGUCCCGGAGGUUCAGUGCCAGCCAGGUCUCCCCCAGGCUCCCUGCCUACAACUACGCUGUGGCAACCGUCUGCUACGAGCUCAACGUACUCCGCACUCGCGGGCCCCGCCGCAUGCGCUGCACGAUGCACUCAAUCCCUACCUCCUCCGUCCUGGCGGGGGGCACGGCCCCCACCCCCAUGUCCUUCCCUCACCCUCCACGGCCAGCGUCUCUUCCGCCUGCUGGCUCUUCCAAACGGGCGGAAAAGGAUGGUUCUGACUCGGCGGAGCUUGUGUUGCGUAACAAAGCCCCAAGGUGGCACGAGCAGCUGCAAUGCUGGUGCCUUAACUUCAAGGGCCGUGUGACCGUGGCCUCUGUUAAGAACUUCCAGCUCGUGGCUGCAGUGGACCCAGCAGCUGACGUGCCGGCUGGGGAGCAGGAGAAGGUGAUAUUGCAAUUCGGGAAGAUUGGGAAGGACAUGUUCACCAUGGAUUACAGGUAUCCGCUGUCGGCUUUUCAGGCCUUCUCCAUCUGCUUGAGCAGCUUUGACACUAAGCCUGCAUGCGAAUGA